This is a messenger RNA of Racocetra fulgida, 627 nucleotides long. Lineage: Eukaryota; Fungi; Glomeromycota; Glomeromycetes; Diversisporales; Gigasporaceae. The record is from the annotation of a GenBank genome assembly.
AUGGGUCGAUUGAAAAAACAUUUGUUAAUACGUCGUACUAAUGCUCGAAAAGCAAGAGGCAAUAAAAAAAACAAUGAUAAAGAUGACCUACUAAUAGUUGAUAAUGCAUACGAUUUAGAGAAUGAAGAAGCCGUAGAAACGGUCUUUGAAAAACUUAUUCAAAAUGCUUAUAACAUAAGUAAUGAAAAUAAAAACACACGCUGGAGAUAUACGGGAAACUCUGUUCGAACAAGACAACGGAAAUUACAAGAAAACCGAAUGAAUGCUAUAGGAAGUUGUAAAAUAACAGAGUUUUUUAGUCAAGCAAAUAAUACAAAUUUAAACAAUGAUGAAAUGACAAAUGAUACAAAUGAUGAAAUAACAGAUGAUACUCAAUCAGACUAUAAAAGUGAAACUGAGGUUAUAGAGAACUCAUUACAAUGGAAACAGAAGCUUCAAGAAACUAAAAAAAGAAUACAACAUUUAAUCGAUAUUUGUGAAACUUCAAAGACAGAUAAAGUAAAAUAUACUUCUGUCAUAUAUUAUAUAAAACUUCUUCAAAACAAUACUCCUAAAAUAGAAGCAAGCCGAAUUGUAGCCCAUAUUCAUAACGGGGGUAAGUACCGUGCUAGAUGUAUACGAGCAUAG